AUGGAUACAGCUAACCAUGACGACUGUGGGGAUGGGAGUGAUGAGGUGGGCUGUGUUCACUCUUGCUUUGAUAACCAGUUCAGAUGUUCCAGUGGCAGAUGCAUCCCAGGCCACUGGGCCUGUGAUGGUGACAAUGACUGUGGAGACUUCAGUGAUGAAACCCAAAUCAAUUGUACCAAAGAAGAUGAAUGUUCUUUGAAUAACGGAGGCUGUAGCAACCACUGUUCUGUUGUUCCUGGAAGAGGAAUUGUCUGUUCCUGCCCUGAGGGACUUCAACUCAACAAAGACAAUAAAACAUGUGAAAUUGUGGAUUAUUGUAGCAAUCACCUGAAGUGCAGUCAAGUGUGUGAGCAGCACAAGCACACAGUCAAGUGUUCAUGUUACGAAGGGUGGAAGCUGGAUGUAGACGGCGAAAGUUGCACAAGUAUUGAUCCUUUUGAAGCAUUCAUCAUCUUUUCUAUUCGUCAUGAGAUCAGAAGGAUUGAUCUUCAUAAAAGAGACUAUAGUCUACUUGUUCCUGGAUUGAGAAACACAAUAGCACUUGAUUUUCACUUCAAUCAAAGUUUACUUUAUUGGACAGAUGUUGUAGAAGACAGAAUAUAUCGAGGCAAGCUUUCUGAAAGUGGAGGUGUCAGUGCAAUUGAAGUGGUUGUGGAGCAUGGCCUAGCUACCCCAGAAGGCCUGACAGUCGACUGGAUAGCAGGCAACAUAUACUGGAUAGACAGCAAUCUGGACCAAAUAGAAGUGGCCAAACUAGAUGGUUCCCUAAGGACUACACUAAUAGCAGGAGCCAUGGAACACCCCAGGGCCAUUGCUUUGGACCCAAGAUAUGGAAUUCUUUUCUGGACAGACUGGGAUGCCAAUUUUCCUCGCAUCGAAUCUGCCUCUAUGAGUGGUGCUGGAAGAAGGACCAUCUACAAAGACAUGAAAUCUGGGGCUUGGCCUAAUGGACUAACUGUGGACCACUUUGAGAAAAGGAUAGUUUGGACAGAUGCCAGGUUUAAAAAAUUAUCUCCCAAUCCUUGCUCGGCUAAUGACGGCAAAGGCCCCUGCUCUCACAUGUGCCUGAUCAAUCACAACAGGAGUGCUGCUUGUGCCUGCCCCCACCUGAUGAAGCUUUCCUCAGACAAGAAGACCUGCUAUGGUAAAUUUCUUGCAGUUCUUAUCUAA
Messenger RNA from Propithecus coquereli (Coquerel's sifaka), 1170 nucleotides. Its product is annotated as low-density lipoprotein receptor-related protein 1B-like. The transcript has 7 exons. Gene Ontology annotation, molecular function: protein binding. Bases 1 to 1170 code for a protein of 389 amino acids. The record is from RefSeq and is a predicted model, not a curated record. Lineage: Eukaryota; Metazoa; Chordata; Mammalia; Primates; Indriidae.